This is a messenger RNA of Nematolebias whitei (Rio pearlfish), 2131 nucleotides long. RefSeq names its product glucocorticoid modulatory element binding protein 1 (gene gmeb1). The record is from RefSeq and is a predicted model, not a curated record. Lineage: Eukaryota; Metazoa; Chordata; Actinopteri; Cyprinodontiformes; Rivulidae. The coding region runs from base 35 to 1777 and encodes 580 amino acids. The transcript has 9 exons. Gene Ontology annotation, cellular component: nucleus. Gene Ontology annotation, biological process: positive regulation of transcription by RNA polymerase II. Gene Ontology annotation, molecular function: RNA polymerase II cis-regulatory region sequence-specific DNA binding; DNA-binding transcription activator activity, RNA polymerase II-specific.
CGGCUCGCCCCUCUAGUGCCCCUUUGUGAGUGUGAUGGCAAACACUGAGGAGGUGGCAGUGUCUAUAGGGGACUUGGUAGUGGUGAAGUCUGAUGAUGUAUCCAAUGACCCAAACAAGACUCAGGUCAUCCUCCAGCUCCAGCCAAUCACCACUGGAGAUGAGUCUUCUGAAACAGAUGCAGCCAUCAUGGCGGUCGAAGAUCAUCUAGAACAAACUGAGGGGGAGGAUGUUGAAAUCGGCUGUCCCAUAACUUGCGGCGACUGUAAAGCUGUGUUGCUUGUGAAGAAGUUUGUGUGCCCAGGAAUCAACGUGAAAUGUGUAAAGUAUGAAGACCAGCUGAUUAGUCCAAAGCAGUUUGUGCACAUAUCUGGAAAAGCCACUCUCAAAGACUGGAAGAGAGCCAUCAGGAUGGGGGGAGUCAUGCUAAGAAAAAUGAUGGAUUCGGGUCAGCUGGACUUCUACCAGCACAGCACACUUUGUACCAACACGUGUCGCAGCACCAAGUUUGACCUUUUAAUCAACAACACUCGUUUUCCUCCAGACGGCACUGGCCUUACUUCACCCACAUCCUCUCAAGCUCACGUGGUUCUAGGGAACGACAGUUUAGCGACUGAAGAUGGAGUCGAUGUGCCGGGCAGAAAGUCAGACUGGAGCUCAAGUUCUUUAGAAUCUGCAGACAAGAACGGCUGCAGUGAGAUCUCAGAGGACACGCUGAACUUUUGGAAGGGUAUUGCUGACGUGGGUUUACUGGGUGAAGUGGUGACCAACAUCAACACAGAGCUGGUGCAGAUGCUGAACAGUGUGCUGCAGCGCAGAGAUGCAGCUGCUUUACAGGAAACAGAUUCCUGUCUGGUAGAGGUGGCCGUGCUCAGUAACAUCGCCCAAGUCUUUGGCCUGCUGGACUUGGUCAAGAAGAUUCUGGAAACAAGGAGGCAGCAGACGGAUCCCAGCCAGGAGCAGAUCCUUAGCACCCUCACUAACCUGGAAGCUCAGUUAGAAGAACAGCGGAAGCAGCAGCAGGUCCGAGCUCUUCUCUCCAACCCACAGUCCACCAAAAACAAACCCGCCACCAAACGUCCGACCAAGCGCUCCCGCCUGCAGAGGCCCGCCUCCACCACCACCCUCCUGACGUCCUCCGUCAGUCAGCCGGCCGCCCUGCAGCCCCAGCAGUUCACUGUUCUGUCUCCGAUUUCGCUCUCCUCCGUGGGGCAGCCGUUCACCGUGGCGGGGCUGCCCAUCGCCUCUCUGGCUCGGUCGUCCAACACUGUCACGCUUCUCCCUGCUGGCUCGCAGCUCUUCACUCGCUACAUGGUUGCAGGAGACGGAAAGGGCGACGCCAUCACCUUACACCCCUCGUCGGGCCUCACGCUUGUCGGCACUACUGCCGUGCAGGACACCAGCCAGCUGGGGGCGGUGAUGAGCCCCAUGGAGCUGGUCCACCUAAGCCAGCAAGCCAGCGGCGCUGAAGUGGUGGAUGGCACGGUGCUGGUGCAGCAGGGGGUGGAGGGCGGCCAGGAGCACACGGUCAUCGAGAUCAACCCAACGCCUGUGGAACAGGCGGUGGGGGUGAUGGAGCUGCAGCUGGCCGGUGAGCCGGGCAGAGAUGAGGCCACCAUGGUGGUCCAGAGCGGGAUGGAGGUGACGAUGUCGGAAGAGACGCAGGAGGUGCAGACUGAAGGGGUUCACGGACUGCAGCUGGACGCCAGCGGACCCUUGUCAGACGUCCAGAUUUUAGUGAUUGAAGAGAACGCACAGGACGAAAACAAAGGAAAAUAAAAUGUUUUGUCCUCCGCAGCAGGUAGAGCCUCACAGUCAGCCGUCACACUCUCACCACACUGUAAAUACACAGAACCAGCAAAUCUACAAGAAGCUUCGCCUCAGACCGAGCUUUUCGUGCUCCUCAACAUUUUCACUCCGACGCAGAUGUUCUGCAGCAGAGAACCUGACACGUCUGUUUAAGUUCUGGUUUAUAACAACUUGGCUCUUAUUUUGUAGUCUUGGCCACAGUAUAGGUUGUUAUAACUUGAGUUAAUGAAACAGAUUAAAACCUAACUAAACCUAAACACAAAACUUAAAGCGUGACACUUCAGGCUCUAAAGUUCAAGCUUUGACUGAAGCUAAAGGUCGUUA